This is a messenger RNA of Xiphias gladius (swordfish), 2416 nucleotides long. RefSeq names its product gastrula zinc finger protein XlCGF57.1-like. The transcript is spliced from 2 exons. NCBI's taxonomy places the organism in Eukaryota, Metazoa, Chordata, Actinopteri, Istiophoriformes, Xiphiidae. Bases 27 to 1733 code for a protein of 568 amino acids. Gene Ontology annotation, biological process: regulation of transcription by RNA polymerase II. The record is from RefSeq and is a predicted model, not a curated record. Gene Ontology annotation, molecular function: DNA-binding transcription factor activity; RNA polymerase II cis-regulatory region sequence-specific DNA binding.
AACACGGCCGAGUGUCCCCUCGCAUCAUGUCCAGCAUUCAGCUGCUCAGAGCGCUCGUUAACGAGCGGCUGUCCGCGGCCGCCGAGGAGAUCUUCGAGGCGGUUAAAAAAACCAUCGCGGGCUACGAGGAGGAGAUCCUGCUCUCCAAGCGUGAGAUCCGCCGGCAGCGCAGGAUGCUGCAGACAGUUUCAAAACCUGAAAUAAAGAUAAACAAACACUCAGACCAACCACAGCUGGCUCUCUCUGUCUGGGACGAGGACUUCCCCUCCGAUCAGCAGCAGCAGGAGGCGCAGUGCGAGCUGGACUGGAGCUCCGGCCCGGACCGGGACGACCAGGAGUCUCCGCAGACUGAGAAAAGCCGGGAGGCGCUCCCCAGUAGCCAGGGGGAGGAGCAGCUUCAGGAGCUGGAGGAGGACAACCCCAUCAGGUUCAUCUUCACGCCCCCGUAUGUGAAGAACGAGCUCGACCAGCUUCAGCCCAGCUAUCAGAGUGCUAAAGGAGACGGAGGGGAUCCUCUGCCGAGCACCUCAGCUGAGCAGGAUCAGACGAAGGUGGAGGACAAUGACGGGGCUUCCUCCAGCUGUUCUGCAGCCGAACACGAGGACAGUGACGAAGAUUGGAGGGGCAGCGUGGGGUCUCAGAGCGACGACAGCGACAGCAAGGGCAAAUGGAAGAAGAAAAAGAAGAAGGGGCCUCGUCUACCGAUGGCCCCUAAACUGCAUCCGACAAAAAAAACAAAAUCGCGAAUCUGCUGUAAGGUCUGCGGGAAAGCCUUCCACGCCAACGUCUCUUUGGUGAACCACAUGGAAGUUCACCCCAAGGACGUCUGCGGCGUCUGCGGGGAACGUUGCGAGACCGAGGAGAGCUUUAAAGUUCACCUGAAAACACACGUGAAAGCUGAAAUCUGCAGCGUUUGUGGGAAAUGUUUCGGGGCGUCCAGCUCUUUGGAGACGCACAUGAGGAUCCACACGGGAGAGAAGCCGUUUAACUGCAGCGAGUGUGGGAAAUCCUUCAACUGCCGCCACAACAUGAUGCGACACAUCAGGAUACACACAGGAGAAAAGCCGUACCCCUGCUCCGUCUGCGGCAAAUGCUUCAAUGACUACUCCACGCUAAAACGCCACCUGCUGGUUCAUGUGCACAAGAAGAACCUCGACCCAAAUAAUACAUCCGCCAACGAAAAUGAAAGUGGCAACGAAAGCGAGAAGACGAUCAAGACAUCUUCACCAAAAAAGCAGCAGACCAGGACCAUAUGUGAAGUGUGCGGGAAAAUGUUCCACUCCAUGGUUUCCCUGGUGAAUCACGCCAAAAGCCACUCCACAGACCUCUGCGGCGUUUGUGGGACGCAUUUCGAUUCAGAGGAAAACUUAAAACUUCACAUGAAAACUCACAAAAACGGGAAGGUUUGUGAAGUGUGCGGCAAGUGUUUCGACAGUCAGGGAAACCUGGAGAUGCACAUGAGGAUCCACACGGGGGAGAAGCCGUUUCUCUGCAGCGAGUGUGGGAAAUCCUUCAACUGCCGGCACAACAUGAUGCGACACAUUAGGACGCACACGGGUGAGAAGCCGUACCUGUGCAACGUCUGCGGUCGGUGUUUCAGCGACCACUCCACGCUGAAACAGCACAGCAGCACGCACACCGGCGAGAAACCACACCGCUGCGAGAUCUGCGGUAAAGGCUUCCACCGAAAGACUUACGUGAGGCUUCACAUGAAAAGCCACACAACUAAAUAGUGACCGGCCUGAAAAUAUGGCGUACAUCAAGGCUUUGUACCGAAACCUUUUUUAGGUUGAAUGUGCCAAAUUCGCCAUCUUUCACCUCUCAGACCUGCAUUUUUAUCCUGACUUUUCAUGCGAUAGACUCUGAUGGUGUAAGACCCGUCUUCACACUGCCCUAAAUCAGUUGUUUAUAUAAACAAUGACAGAAACAACAAUGUGUGAUAGUAGAGGUGUUGUCCAUGGUGACCAGUCUCUGCGGGUUGCCGCCCCAAAAUUGGAAAAUGAAAAUAAUGCAAAAAAAAAAGAUCACACAGGCUUGGCUGCCCUUCAGGCUGCCUGAACAUUUGCCAGAUGAACUGAGCACCAUUUCCCAAAAGCAUCUUAAGGCUAAAAUGGCCACAGUCCCGUUUUUAGUCUGCGGGCUAAGAUCAUCUUGGAGUCAAGAUGCUUUGGGAAACUGGUUCUGGUUCAACUGCACAGUUCUGCUUUAAAGAAUAAGGCCAGAAAUAUACUGUGUUUUAGUUAUUGCUAACAAAUCCCACGAAGCAACAGUGUGUUAGUCCGUCUCUCAAUACUUCCUGAAUCUCAGCUCAGAGCUCAUUGGUUCCCACAGCAGUAACCCAGUGUGUAUUUGUGACAGCAGGACGGUGUGUGUGUGUGUGUGUGUGUGUGUGUGUGUGUGUGUGUGUGUGUGUGUG